AUGGCAUUUAAGUUGGUGCAAAAUUUUACAUCAGAACUCGAAGAUAAAUCUUCACCAGAGUUCAAGAAAUUAGAAACCAAAGUAGCCAACCAGCUCAACCAGGUUUAUUCAGAAAAGUUUGGAGAUAGUUUCAAUCGGACCGUCAUCAACAGCUUCAAGCCGGGAUCCGUUGUGGCAGAUGUUGACCUGAUAUUCAAUGAGGCGAAUACACUGCCAAAUGCCAGUGCGGCUGCUGAUACGUUGAAGACUGCUGCUUCCAGUGGAAACUUUUCCCUGAGUGUCGACAAAACAUCUAUUACUGCAAGUGUAACCAUGACGUCACCACCAAUAAAUGCAACCUCACCACCAACCAACAUGACAUCACCACCACUUAGCACAACUUCACCACCAAUCAACAUGACCUCACCACAACUCAACGCAACUUCACCACCAGUCAACAUGACCUCACCACAACUCAACGCAACUUCACCACCAGUCAACAUGACCUCCCCACCACUCAACCUGACCUCACCACAACUCAACGCAACUUCACCACCAGUCAACAUGACCUCCCCACCACUCAACUUAACUUCACCACCAGUCUUCAUUACUUCAGUACCACUCAAGCCAACUUCACCACUAGUCAACAUGACAUCAACAUCAGUCAUCACAAGCUCUCCACCAGUAAAUGGAACAUCUGCAACAUCAGCCCCAUCAAGUAUCACAACUACAGGUGCUCCAGCUCCAACUACAACUCCUGCACCACCACCAGAGCCUAAAAUUAAGCUGGGAUUUAAGUUGGUGCAAAACUUUACAUCAGAACUCAAAAACAAAUCUUCACCAGAGUUCAAGAAAUUAGAAAACAAAGUAGCCGACCAGCUCAACCAGGUUUAUUCAGAAAAGUUUGGAGAUAGUUUCAAUCGGACCGUCAUCAACAGCUUCAAGCCGGGAUCCGUUGUGGCAGAUGUUGACCUGAUAUUCAAUGAGGCGAAUACACUGCCAAAUGCCAGUGCGGCUGCUGAUACGUUGAAGACUGCUGCUUCCAGCGGAAACUUUUCCCUGAGUGUCGACAAAACAUCUAUUACUGCAAGUGUAACCAUGACGUCACCACCACUAAAUGCAACCUCACCACCAACCAACAUGACAUCACCACCACUUAGCACAACUUCACCACCAAUCAACAUGACCUCACCACCACUUAGUGCAACUUCACCACCAGUCAACAUGACCUCACCACAACUCAACCCAACUUCACCACCAGUCAACAUGACCUCCCCACCACUCAACCUGACCUCACCACAACUCAAUGCAACUUCACCACCAGUCAACAUGACCUCCCCACCACUCAACUUAACUUCACCACCAGUCUUCAUUACUUCAGUACCACUCAAGCCAACUUCACCACUAGUCAACAUGACAUCAACAUCAGUCAUCACAAGCUCUCCACCAGUAAAUGGAACAUCUGCAACAUCAGCCCCAUCAAGUAUCACAACUACAGGUGCUCCAGCUCCAACUACAACUCCUGCACCACCACCAGAGCCUAAAAUUAAGCUGGGAUUUAAGUUGGUGCAAAACUUUACAUCAGAACUCAAAAACAAAUCUUCACCAGAGUUCAAGAAAUUAGAAAACAAAGUAGCCAACCAGCUCAACCAGGUUUAUUCAGAAAAGUUUGGAGAUAGUUUCAAUCGGACCGUCAUCAACAGCUUCAAUCGACAUGACCUCAGCACCACUGAACACGUCACAACCAGCCAACAUGACAACACCACCACUCAAUGCAACUUCAUCACCAGCCAACAUAACCUCACCACCAUUCAAUGCAACUACACCACCAGUCAACAUGACCUCACCACCACUCAAUGCAACUGCACCACCAGCAAACUUGACCUCACCACCACUCAAUGCAACUUCACCACCAGUCAACAUGACCUCACCAGCAGCCAAUGUGACCUCACCACCACUCAAUGCGACUUCACCACCAGUCAACAUUACAUCACCAGCAGUAAAUAUGACCUCACCACCACUCAAUGCGACUUCACCACCAGUAAACGUUACAUCACCACCACUAAAUGCAACUUCAGCACCAGUCAACAUAACCUCACCACCACUCAAUGCAACUUCACCGCCAGCCAACAUAACCUCACCACCACUCAACGCAACUUCACCACCAGCCAACAUGACCUCACCGACAGCCAAUGUGACCUCACCACCACUCAAUGUGACUUCACCACCAGCCAAUGUGACCUCACCACCAGUCAACGUUACAACAUCACCAGCAGUGAACACAAGCUCUUCACCUGUAACAACAACUCCACCAACAAUCACAACUGUUGCUCCAACCACAACAAUUGCCCCAACUCAAGAGCCAAAAAUCAAACUGGGAUUCAACUCAACAACGUGUACUCAGAAAAAUAUGGAGACAGCUUCAAUCGAACUGUCAUCAAGGGCUUCAGUUGUGACGACACCAACUGCAACCACAGCUGCACCUACAACACCGUUGAAUACAACUUCCACCCCAGUCAACAUGACCUCACCACCACUCAAUGCAACUUCACCACCAGCCAACAUGACUUCACCGCCACUCAAUGCAACUUCACCACCAGUCAACAUGACCUCACCACCACUCAAUGCAACGUCACCACCAGCCAACAUGACCUCACCACCACUCAAUGCAACUUCACCACCACUCAAUGCAACGUCACCACCAGCCAACAUGACCUCACCACCACUCAAUUGAACACAAGCUCUUCACCUGUAACAACAACUCCACCAACAAUCACAACUGUUGCUCCAAUCACAACAGUUGCCCCAACUCAAGAGCCAAAAAUCAAACUGGGAUUCAAGUUGCAGAAAAAUUUCACACAACAACUUACAAAUGCGUCCUCACCAGAGUUCAAGGAAUUAGAAAACACAGUGACCACAGAGCUCAACAAGGUGUACUCAGAUAAAUAUGGAGACACCUUCAAUCGAACUGUCAUCAAGGGCUUCAGUUGUGACGACACCAACUGCAACCACAGCUGCACCUACAACACCGUUGAAUACAACUUCCACCCCAGCCAAUGUGACCUCACCACCAGCCAAUGUGACCUCACCACCAGUCAACGUUACAUCACCUGCAGUGAACACACGCUCUUCACCUGUAACAACAACACCAACAAUCAGAACUGUUGCUCCAACUACAACAGUUGCCCCAACUCAAGAGCCAACAAUCAAACUGGGAUUCAACUCAACAAGGUGUAUUCGGAAAAAUAUGGAGACACCUUCAAUCGAACUGUCAUCAAGGGCUUCAGUUGUGAUGACAUCAACUGCAACCACAGCUGCACCUACAACACCGUUGAAUACAACUCCCAUCCCAGCCAACAUGACCUCCCCACCACUCAACGCGACUUCACCUGCAGCCAACAUGACCUCACCACCACUCACUGCAACUUCACCACCAGUAAACAUAACCUCACCACCACUCACUGCAACUUCACCACCAGUCAACAUGACCUCACCACCACUCAAUACAACUUCACGACCAGUCACCCUUACAUCACAACCAGUUAA
Molecule: messenger RNA, 3525 nt
Organism: Scomber japonicus (chub mackerel)
Lineage: Eukaryota; Metazoa; Chordata; Actinopteri; Scombriformes; Scombridae
Exons: 26
Coding region: 1-3525 (1174 amino acids)
Source: RefSeq, a predicted model, not a curated record